AUGAAUUCGCUCUUCCCCGGAAUACUGACGAACUGUAUACUCGAGCCAGAGCGCAGGGAGCAGAAGAUCGAGAAUGUGUCUCUGUUUCUUAAAGUGGCGCGUGAGGUGGGGGUGACUGACCCUCAACUGUUCGAGUGUGAAGCGCUGGUGGAUGGGACUGAUCUACAUAGCGUUUACGACACGUUGCAUGCGUUGGCGUCCGUUGCAUGGGAGUUGGGGGCGGCUCCGUUUCAUAUCGUUGACCGGAACUCAUGCAGAGACGUCUUGAGUGUGUUUGAAAUGUGGCUGUCACAGUUUUGGAACGAUUUCAUGGACGCCACCGGGCCUGCUGUGAGUGAGAUGAUUGCGGCGUUUGUCAGGAACCAAUUGAAAGCCCUUAAUGAUAACAAACCCGACAAUCUAUUGGCUCAGCCGUUGACCCUUGUGCUCAAAGCACACGCUACCAUGAAGGCGCGCUUGGCCCAGGUAUGUCGCGAGGAUGCCUCGCGUUUAGUAGCGUCUCUGUGUGUCUGA
Sphaeroforma arctica JP610 is the source of this 513-nucleotide messenger RNA. RefSeq lists its product as hypothetical. Gene Ontology annotation, molecular function: protein binding. The coding region runs from base 1 to 513 and encodes 170 amino acids. The transcript is spliced from 3 exons. The record is from RefSeq and is a predicted model, not a curated record. Lineage: Eukaryota; Ichthyosporea; Ichthyophonida.